AUGGAAUUUUUAAAACAUUACGAAGAUGAUGAAGAUCAAGAUGAUGAAAAUAACACUAAAGAUGAAAAUGUAAAUAAAAUAAAUAAAAGACAACAUUUUGAAAUUGAAAAUGUUAUUGAUGAAAUUCCAGAUUUACCAUUAUCUUUUUUUGAAAACUUCAAGAAAAUCAAACAUUAUUCAUCUGAAAUUAUUGAUGAAACAAAUAAAAAAACAAGAUUAUUUGAACAUGUUGAAGGUAAUUACCCAACAUUCAUUUAUUUUAAAGUUCCAACUAAAAGUAGAAAUGAUAUAAAAGAAUUAAUUGAACAAGUUAAAGAGAUUGGUAAUGAAAUUAAUAUUAAACAAGAUACUGAAACUUGUUUUCACAUUUCAAUUUCUAGAACAUUUCCAAUAAGAGAACAUCAUAUUGAAACAUUUACACAAGAACUAAAGAAAACAUUAAAGAAUCAAAGAUCAAUUGAUAUUCAACUAUCAAAAGAAUGUUGUGUAUUUAUAAAUGAUAAUCAAUCUAGAAUAUUUCUAUCAAUACCAAUUAACCAAUCUUUUAAAUCAAACAUUUUAAAAUUAAUUGAAAGAAUUGAUUCAUGUUUAUCAUUAUUUAAAUUUCCAAAAUAUUAUGAUAACCCUGAACCACAUUUAUCAAUUUCAUGGUCAUUAAUUACUAAUAAUAAUAAUGAAACUAAUGAUGAAAAUAUUAAUUAUAUACCCUUAAAUAAAUUUAAAAAUAAAGAAAUAAUAAGAGAUAAUUUAAAAUUAACAGAUUCAUUUAAAGUUUCAAGAAUAUUUUGGAAUAUUGGUAAAACUGAAUCAUUUAUAGAUUUACAAUAA
This is a messenger RNA of Dictyostelium discoideum AX4, 828 nucleotides long. RefSeq names its product UPF0406 family protein. Gene Ontology annotation, biological process: U6 snRNA 3'-end processing. The record is from RefSeq and is a predicted model, not a curated record. Bases 1 to 828 code for a protein of 275 amino acids. Gene Ontology annotation, molecular function: 3'-5'-RNA exonuclease activity; poly(U)-specific exoribonuclease activity, producing 3' uridine cyclic phosphate ends; nuclease activity. Lineage: Eukaryota; Evosea; Eumycetozoa; Dictyosteliales; Dictyosteliaceae. Gene Ontology annotation, cellular component: nucleus. The transcript has 2 exons.